Hevea brasiliensis (rubber tree) is the source of this 1322-nucleotide messenger RNA. RefSeq names its product LOB domain-containing protein 40. The coding region runs from base 186 to 1088 and encodes 300 amino acids. The transcript is spliced from 2 exons. The record is from RefSeq and is a predicted model, not a curated record. NCBI's taxonomy places the organism in Eukaryota, Viridiplantae, Streptophyta, Magnoliopsida, Malpighiales, Euphorbiaceae. Gene Ontology annotation, biological process: regulation of gene expression.
AUGUGGAAACCAGUGUCUUGGAGAUAAAAACAAGAUGCGUACCCAGUACCUCUAAACCCAGCGGCUCCUAUACAAAUCUCUCUUCCCUUCCUCUUAAAUACCCACUUCUCUCUUUUCUUUCUUCCUCCAAUCCCACAAUCUCUCUACCUCUCAAUUUCCUAUUUCCUCAAUUUUUUCCUUCCAAAAUGCGGAUGAGUUGUAAUGGAUGUCGAGUUCUGCGCAAGGGCUGCAGUGAGAAUUGCAGUAUUAGACCUUGCUUGCAGUGGAUCAAGAGCCCUGAGUCCCAAGCCAACGCCACUGUCUUUCUUGCCAAGUUUUAUGGCCGUGCUGGCCUUAUGAACCUCAUCAACGCUGGCCCUGAACACCUUCGUCCUGCGAUUUUCAGGUCUUUGCUUUAUGAGGCUUGUGGAAGGAUAGUGAACCCGAUUUAUGGGUCUGUUGGGUUGUUGUGGUCCGGGAGUUGGCAGCUCUGCCAGGCCGCCGUCGAAGCCGUGCUUAAAGGAACUCCGAUCACUCCGAUCAAUUCUGAAGCAGCAGCCAAUGGUCAUGGACCUCCGUUGAAGGCUUACGAUAUUCGUCACGUGUCCAAGGAUGAAAACUCUGCUGCUUCAAACGAUCCCAACCGAGUCAAGGCUCGUUGCAGGGUUAGGAGAGCUGUGAAGCCUAAAGUUAGCAAUAACAAGCAAAGUGGUGGAGCUGGGUUCGGCUCGGCGGUCGAGCCGGCACGAGAUGAUCUGACUCGGUCGACGAGUCACGAGUCGACGGUGAGUCACCAGUCGGAGUUAGCAAUGGUGGACGGCGAUAGCAAAGAGUCGGAGAGCAUGGUCUCCGUAGAAACGGCUGAGGCUUCGCUGCUUUUCCGAGCUGAGCCGGAGUCAGCCGCGAAGAGCAAUGAAGGAGUCCAGGAUCACGCUAGUACGGAAAUGGCCGGACUUGGAUUGGAGUUGACCCUGGGGCUUGAGCCCUUGUCGCGUGCAAGUCACGUGGUGCCCGUGAAGAAAAGGAAACUCGAGGCUUAUGGCUAUGGGUCGUCUGACGAUGAAUCGUGUAAGAUAGAGCUGGGAUUAGACUGUCCGGCUCGUCACUAAAAAUAAACAAAAAAGAAAAUGUGACUAAUGUAAGAAGGUCCAGUUUUGGCGGCUCAGCUUGAUCCAUCGGCCCUUGUUUAGAAGAGGAGUCAGUUUUUUUAUUUUUGGCUUUGUUUUAUGUUUUUUUCUUUUUUUUUGGGACCCUUUAUGGUAAAAAAAAUAGAGGUGUACAAAUUUGGUUUUUACAUGAGUAGACAUGGCAAAUCAAUAGAGGGAUCUUGUUUUUAACUGUCA